AAGAACGUCAUUAUUAGGUCCGGCAAAUUGGUUAAAGUGCUUCGUGUCCUCACUGCUGAUGUACAUUAGUUUAUUUUUUGUAAAUAAAUAGUUUGAAAUAAUAAUUUUUAUCAGUCGUGGUGAUGAGCAAUAGACAACACUGACAAUGGCUUCGGCACUGGAAGUGUUUGUAAAUAACGUCCAGACACUUUCUACUCAAGGUAAUUACCGGGAACUAUGCGACAUACUUGGAAAAUCACACGAUACGUUGACGAAAAAUGCCUCGCUUCUAGAUAACGUCCUUGAGACGCUUGAUCUACAGCAGCAUUCUCUGGGAAUACUUGCUGUGCUUUGCAUCAAGCUCAAUUUAUCUUCUGGACACCCUAAUUCAGAGGCGAAUAAAUUGCUUUUUACCCAAGUUCAAGAAUUUAUUCUAGGAUGCAAUGGCGAACAAGUUAGAUUCGCGCCUGAUAGUUAUGCUGAGCUGUGUCAUUCACUCACCCAAUCUUUGAUCGAGAUAAACACCCCAAUGCGCGGCAUAGAACUCCUCCAACGCGCGAUCCGGAAAAUCCAGUUAUACGACAGCCAGUUGACGUCAAUCCACGCGGACCUCUGUCAGCUGUGCCUGCUAGCCAAGUGUUUCAAGCCCGCCCUGGAGUUCCUCAACACGGACAUCACCGGCGUGAGCCAGGAAGGCGGACAGUUUGAAUCUAAAUACUUCCUUCUGUACUACUACUACGGCGGGAUGAUUUACACGGCGCUAAAGAACUACGACAGGGCUUUGUACUUCUUCGAGGUGUGUGUGACGGUGCCAGCGAUGGCCGUGAGUCACAUAAUGUUGGAGGCGUACAAAAAGUUCAUCCUCGUCUCGCUGAUUCUUCAUGGAAAGAUAGUCAACAUACCGAAGUACGCGAGCCAAGUGCUGGUCCGUUUUAUCAGGCCUCUUAGUCAGCCGUACUGCGAACUUGCUACUGCAUAUUCAACGAACAACUGCGAGGAAGUUCAAGGAGUUAUUAAUAAAUAUCGAGAAGUAUUUGUCAGAGAUCAUAAUCUUGGUCUUGUUAAGCAAGUACUUAGUUACUUGUACAAGAAAAAUAUUCAAAGAUUGACUAAAACUUUUUUGACACUCAGUCUUAGUGAUGUUGCAAGUCGCGUACAGCUUCCUGGGCCAGCUGAUGCUGAAAAAUAUAUUUUGAAUAUGAUUGAAGAUGGAGAAAUAUAUGCAACGAUCAAUCAAAAAGAUGGAAUGGUAGUGUUCCACGACGACCCAGAAAAAUACAAUUCACCUCGUAUGCUUGCAAAACUAGAACAAGAAAUGGCAGCAUGUGCCGAGUUAGACAAACGAGUACUUGCCAUGGAAGAAGAAGUAAUCGUAACACCACAAUACGUUCGCAAAGCAUGUGGACAAAAUGACUCAGAUGAUACCGCUGGUGCCCCGGCUACUAACGUCACAAAUGCCCAAGUUCAACCUAAACUCAACACUUACUCUAUGUAAUAUACGUCGUGCUAUCUUUACUUUAUUAUUAUUAAUUAUUAAUUAAUCAAUUCAUCUGAAGUAAAAAAUUGACAAGAGAAACGUCACUAAAAUCCGCAUAAUUUAUUAAUACAUUUUCUCUUACAUUACACUUUAUAAAAUUUUUCAUUAAAAAAAUCCGUCUUUUUUAUUUAUUAUUAAUUACAUUAAUUACUGUUUUUUUCUUAUGUGGAAUAAUAAAUGCUCAACGAAAGGUAAACUUCAUUAAUUUCGAAUAACUCCAUUACUAGCUAAGAGUUGGUAGUUUGUAAGUUUGUAUGUGAAUUUACUACGCGUAAUUGUUUACAACCCCGAUAAUUUACCUAAGAUAAAAUAAAUGACUGAAAAGUAA
Molecule: messenger RNA, 1844 nt
Organism: Cotesia glomerata
Lineage: Eukaryota; Metazoa; Arthropoda; Insecta; Hymenoptera; Braconidae
Gene: CSN3
Product: COP9 signalosome complex subunit 3
Exons: 4
Coding region: 146-1474 (442 amino acids)
Biological process (GO): ubiquitin-dependent protein catabolic process
Cellular component (GO): COP9 signalosome
Source: RefSeq, a predicted model, not a curated record